UAUUAGUUGGCUUGUUUCUUUCUGCUAUUUCGUCCUUUUUUUUUCUUUGUUUGAUUCUCUGGAGAAAAUGGGUAACCUGUUUUGCUGUGUGCAAGUGGACCAAUCCACUGUUGCUAUGAAGGGUUUUGGUAAGUUUCAGGUUGUGCUUGAGCCAGGAUGCCAUUGUAUGCCUUGGUUUCUAGGGAGUCAAGUGGCCGGACAUCUCUCUCUGAGGCUCCAGCAACUGGAUGUGCGCUGUGAGACAAAGACUAAGGACAAUGUUUUUGUCAAUGUCGUCGCAUCAAUUCAGUACCGUGCCAUUGUGGAAAAGGCAAAUGAUGCUUUCUAUAAGCUCAGCAACACUAGGACCCAGAUUCAGGCCUAUGUAUUUGAUGUGAUAAGAGCAAGUGUUCCCAAACUCAAUCUUGAUGAUGCUUUUGAGCAAAAGAAUGAAAUUGCCAAAGCUGUUGAAGAAGAACUUGAGAAGGCUAUGUCUGCUUAUGGAUAUGAAAUUGUUCAGACACUGAUUGUUGACAUUGAGCCAGAUGAGCAUGUGAAGAGAGCAAUGAACGAAAUCAAUGCAGCUGCUAGGUUGAGGGUGGCUGCUAAUGAGAAGGCUGAGGCAGAGAAAAUCCUACAAAUUAAGCGAGCUGAAGGUGAGGCUGAGGCCAAAUACCUCUCGGGUAUGGGUAUUGCCCGCCAGCGUCAGGCUAUUGUUGAUGGUUUGAGAGACAGCGUGCUCGGCUUCUCAGUGAAUGUUCCUGGAACAACAGCCAAAGAUGUCAUGGACAUGGUUCUUGUUACUCAAUACUUCGAUACCAUGAAAGAAAUUGGCGCUGCCUCCAAGUCGUCUGCUGUGUUUAUUCCCCAUGGACCUGGUGCUGUUCGUGAUGUGGCAACCCAGAUUCGUGAUGGACUACUUCAGGCUUCUGCAAGUUCAUCUUGAAGCAAAAACUAGUUACACCACCUGUUUAAUAUCAAGUUUUAGAUUUUGUUCAGGUUUGACCUCUGGAGACUCUUAAUUUUCAGAGCAUCUCAGUGGCUUGUGAAGCUUGAUGACUUCAAUUUUAGCAAUUUUAUGGGAUGAUUGUCCUCAUGGCUGUGUUUCCU
Messenger RNA from Coffea eugenioides, 1089 nucleotides. RefSeq names its product hypersensitive-induced response protein-like protein 1. Lineage: Eukaryota; Viridiplantae; Streptophyta; Magnoliopsida; Gentianales; Rubiaceae. The record is from RefSeq and is a predicted model, not a curated record.